This is a messenger RNA of Alternaria postmessia, 966 nucleotides long. RefSeq lists its product as uncharacterized. Gene Ontology annotation, molecular function: catechol 1,2-dioxygenase activity; ferric iron binding. NCBI's taxonomy places the organism in Eukaryota, Fungi, Ascomycota, Dothideomycetes, Pleosporales, Pleosporaceae. Bases 1 to 966 code for a protein of 321 amino acids. Gene Ontology annotation, biological process: catechol-containing compound metabolic process. The record is from RefSeq and is a predicted model, not a curated record. The transcript has 3 exons.
AUGUCUACAGGAACACCAGCCUCUCAAGCUCAACACCCGUCUGCAGUAUCGGAUAGCAAGGAACACAAGUUCAAUCCGAACUUCACACAAGCGGUCAUCAAUGCGACGGGACCAAAGGCUACACCAAGAGUCAGGCAACUUACAGCAGGAUUGAUACGGCAUCUUCAUGAUUUUGCGAGGGAGAAUGAGCUCACCGUCGAUGAGUGGAUGACAGGAGUCGAGCUGAUGAAUGCAGCAGGUCGCAUGUCAGACUCCAAACGCAAUGAAGGCCAAUUGCUGUGCGAUAUUCUCGGCCUCGAGUCUCUCGUCGACGAAAUUACCUAUAAGCUUGCUUCUACCGCCGCUGACGAACCCACAUCAACCGCUAUCCUAGGCCCCUUCUAUCGGCAGAACGCUCCGAAGCUGCCUAUGGGCUCCUGUAUCGUGUCCAAGGAGAUAAAUGAGCAAGGUGACCGGACAUUUAUGCAUGGCACCGUCACAGACUUCAAGACAGGUCAGCCUAUCGAGGGCGCGGUGGUGGACGUAUGGCAUACGGCACCGAACGGACUGUACGAACAACAGGAUCCAGACCAGCCAGAGAUGAAUCUCAGAGGCAGAUUCACAACAGGCAAGGAUGGGAAGUAUAGCUUCUAUUGUUUGAGGCCGGUGCCCUACCCCAUACCUUUUGAUGGCCCUGCAGGCGAGGUCUUGAAGGCGUUGGAUAGACACCCAUUCAGACCGGCUCAUAUACACUUUCUGCUUACUGCACCCGGUUACAAACCUAUUGUUACCCAAAUCUUCGACCGAACGAGCAAGUACAUCGACGACGACGCUGUCUUUGCAGUCAAAGACUCUCUUCUUGUAGAUUUCAAACCUUUCGAGGGAGAUCCGCAAGCGGACUUUGAGCUGCCAUAUGAUUUCAAGAUGGCAAGCUUCGAGGAUGCUAAGAAGCACUCGGUUGCAGGGACGACAGAAGAAAGCGCGUAA